UUGCACACUUCUUGUGUACUCCAAAAAAAAAAAACAAAUAAUUCUUAUCACCAUUUCUAUGGCAUUAAUCAUGGCUCCGAAUUAGAUCAAUGAUGUGAUACCACCACGAGGACGCCGUUCCGUUCCGAUCCCACUCCACAAUGAGCAACGGCGACCCAAGCCAAACCCACAGCAGCCAGCGUAACCAGGAGCGCGGUGGCGGAGGCGGAGGAGACUCCACAAAGGACAGGGGCAAGGAGAGGGACAAGGAGAAGAAGGGCUGGUUCCACUCGCUGACCAGGCGCAAGAAGUCCGACUCGGCGCUGUCUGCAUCCGCCAGCACUGGAGCUGGAGGCCACCAAAAUAACAACAACGAGGUAUGCGUCCUUGAGGCGGGGGACACGUCCAUGGCCAGCUGCAGCAAUGGGGCCACGGGCACCCUACGCAGGCGGCGGGAGAAGCGAAAUGUGUUCGCGAGACUGCGCCGGAAGGUGGGCCAGGGCCUCAGCUCCCUGCGCAAUUGGCACUCUAUGGGCGACUGUGACGAUGGCGGGACCACGGAUGCCACCUAUGAGUUCCUUACCCCGGCCAUAUGCAUGGAGCCCACGUUGCCGUUCACGCACGACUACUUGCGCUUCAUCCGGAAGAAGUGGCUGGAGCGCGAUGACGCCCACUCACCCAACCAGGUCAUGUACAAGGCCUGCUCGGAGAUGCUCAACCAAGUGUGGUACUGGGGCGAGAUCUCCAGGCGCGACUCGCAGCGGCAGCUUAGUGACAAGCCCACUGGAUCGUUCCUUGUCCGCGACUCGGAGACGAGCGGUUCCCAGUUUACGCUGAGCUUCCGCAUUGUAAAUGUGACCCUGCACUAUAGGCUAGAGUAUCGUGAUGAUUUUUGGCACUUCGAGGAGCUAAAGUACGAGUCAAUAGUGGAGAUGAUCGACGACAUAUUGCACCGCUGCACCAACGACAACUUCGUCUGCUUCGUGAAGGUGCCCAACGAGAUGCAGCCGCCGUUCCCAGUGAUCCUUAAGUACCCGCUGAGCCGGUACGCCAACAUGCCCAAGCUGCAGGACCUUUGUCGUCGCGUCCUGCAGCGCCAGAUGUCGCGCGAGCAGCUGGCCCAGCUGCCCGUCCCGGCCCAGAUGCUGGAGUACUUGUCGGUGGAGCGGGAGCUGGUCUUCCAGAGCUAGGCAGAGCUAGCGCCCGCUGGUCAAAGCUUUAACACGGAAGUAAGAAACGCAAAUGCAAGCACGUACACCAAAGAUGUCCGGGCGAAUCACAGCCUGCAGUUACUCGUAAUGAUAUAUAUAUAUAUUUGUUGGACGGUUUGGCAAUAUGUUUUCGAUGUUCGAUGCAUUUCUACGCCCCAAGUAACUAAACGCACUGUCUCUCACCACAAGCACGCCCAGUGUGCAGGUUUUUACUGUAUGGUAUUGCCAAGUACCCACUAGUACUAGUAUCUCGUCUAGGAUAUUUAUACUAUACAACUAUAACUAUGUUAUUGGCCAAAAUUAGUCUAUUGGUUUGUUUUCCAUUGGUCUUGGUCAAGUCUAUGCUCUAAAUCCUUUUUGUAUAAAUCGAACUACCGCAUAAUAUGUGUAUGUACUAACGCUAGACGUAAGCCUACAAAGUAUUGUUCGGU
Molecule: messenger RNA, 1621 nt
Organism: Drosophila kikkawai
Lineage: Eukaryota; Metazoa; Arthropoda; Insecta; Diptera; Drosophilidae
Gene: Socs44A
Product: Suppressor of Cytokine Signaling at 44A
Biological process (GO): phosphatidylinositol phosphate biosynthetic process; intracellular signal transduction
Cellular component (GO): phosphatidylinositol 3-kinase complex
Molecular function (GO): 1-phosphatidylinositol-3-kinase regulator activity
Source: RefSeq, a predicted model, not a curated record